Molecule: messenger RNA, 8657 nt
Organism: Equus quagga
Lineage: Eukaryota; Metazoa; Chordata; Mammalia; Perissodactyla; Equidae
Gene: CASZ1
Product: castor zinc finger 1
Exons: 23
Coding region: 446-6115 (1889 amino acids)
Biological process (GO): positive regulation of transcription by RNA polymerase II; regulation of neuron differentiation
Cellular component (GO): nucleus
Molecular function (GO): DNA-binding transcription factor activity, RNA polymerase II-specific; RNA polymerase II transcription regulatory region sequence-specific DNA binding
Source: RefSeq, a predicted model, not a curated record
CUGGGAGCGAAAAAUCCGGGAUCCGGCAACUUUGGGCAGCGCAUGCGCACCCGCGGCGCUCCAUCCCAAACACACACACAUUUUUCCCCCGGACUUGGAAAGUCACCCAAAGCCGCCCCAAGUGCAGACAGACAGACUUCGCUGACUGAAGGCAAAGACCCUCUCCACCCCACCUGCCCUUCCAGCUGUCACGGCCAUCAACCCCUCCUGUAGAAGGAGGUCCUGCAGCUCCAGUGGUCUGCGUUGGAAUGGACUUUGGACCCCGGCCUCUUGGGAUGCAAAGGCAGGUGACUUGGAGUUUCCGUGCUGGAAGAUAUACUCCUCGAGAUCAGCACUGAGUCGUGCUCAACAUUCCACGGGCCCAGGAGAGGAUGAAGUAACGCCUCUGCUGCAAGAGAGGAGCCUCUAGGACCCGCUACGAGAGUUUGGGACCAAAGAGAGGAGAAUGGAUCUUGGUACAGCUGAAGGCUCCCGGUGCACCGACCCGCCCGCAGGCAAGCCCUCGAUGGCGGCCAAGCGCAAAGGUGGCCUGAAGCUCAAUGCCAUCUGCGCCAAGCUGAGCCGUCAGGUUGUGGUGGAGAAGGGAGCGGAGACUGGCCCCCACACUGAGGGCAGCCCACUUCGGCCCCGGGACAAAGAGCGCAGUGGCCCCGAGCUGGGGGGGACCCGGGCCCCCCGAAGCGAGGAAGACAAGAGGCGGGCGGUGAUCGAGAAGUGGGUCAACGGGGAGUACAGUGAGGAGCCGGCACCCACGUCUGUGUUGGGGCGGAUUGCCCGAGAGGGCCUGGAGCUGCCGCCUGAGGGCGUCUACAUGGUGCAGCCCCAGGGCUGCAGCGAUGAGGAAGACCCCAGUGAAGAGCCCUCCAAGGACGGCAGUGUCGUAGUGGAGAAGGACUCAGACGGAGCAGCCUCCAAGGAUGACAGUGGCCCCAGUGCCAAGCAGGCUUCAGGAGAGGCCUCCUCGCUGCGAGACUACGCGGCCUCCACCAUGACCGAGUUCCUUGGUAUGUUUGGCUACGAUGACCAGAACACGAGGGAUGAGCUGGCUAGGAAGAUCAGCUUUGAGAAGCUGCAUGCAGGCUCCACACCUGAGGUGGCCACCUCCUCCAUGCUGCCCACCUCUGAGGACGCCCUCAGCAAGCGGGCGCGUUUCUCCAAGUACGAGGAAUACAUCCGCAAGCUCAAGGCCGGCGAGCAACUCUCCUGGCCGGCCCAUGGCACCAAAGCCGAGGAGCGGGCAGGCAAGGAGGUGGUGGGUCCCCUGCCUGGCCUGCGGCUGCCCAGCAGCACAACACACCUGGAGACCAAGGCCACCAUCCUGCCCCUGCCAUCACACAGCAGCGUCCCCAUGCAGGGCCUGGUGGCCCGUGCCUCUAAGUAUGACUUCUUCAUCCAGAAACUGAAGACAGGCGAGAACCUGCGUCCCCAGAACGGGAGCACUUACAAGAAGCCAUCCAAGUAUGACCUGGAGAAUGUCAAGUACCUGCACCUCUUCAAACCUGGGGAGGGCAGCCCUGACAUGGGCGGGGCCAUCGCCUUCAAGACAGGCAAGGUGGGGCGCCCCUCCAAGUACGAUGUCCGGGCCAUCCAGAAGCCGGGCCCUGCCAAGGUUCCGCCCACCCCCAGCCUGGCUCCUGCACCCCUCACCAGCGUGCCCAGUGCUCCCAGCGCCCCCGGGCCAGGCCCUGAGCCAACUGCCUCCCUGCCCUUCAACACUCCCGAGUACCUGAAGUCGACUUUCUCCAAAACAGACUCCAUCACCACGGGGACCGUCUCCAGUGUCAAGAAUGGAUUGCCCACAGAUAAACCAGCUGUCACCGAAGAUGUAAACAUUUACCAGAAGUAUAUUGCCAGGUUCUCGGGCAGUCAGCACUGUGGCCACAUCCACUGCGCCUACCAGUACCGCGAGCACUACCACUGCCUCGACCCUGAGUGCAACUACCAGAGGUUCACGAGUAAGCAGGAUGUGAUCCGGCACUACAACAUGCACAAGAAGCGUGACAACUCCCUGCAGCACGGCUUCAUGCGCUUCAGCCCACUGGACGACUGCAGCGUCUACUACCACGGCUGCCACCUCAAUGGGAAGAGCACCCACUACCACUGCAUGCAGGUGGGCUGUAACAAGGUGUACACGAGCACGUCAGACGUGAUGACCCAUGAGAACUUCCACAAGAAGAACACGCAGCUCAUCAACGACGGCUUCCAGCGGUUCCGUGCCACCGAGGACUGCGGCACAGCUGACUGCCAGUUCUACGGGCAGAAGACCACGCACUUCCACUGCAGGCGCCCCGGCUGCACAUUCACCUUCAAGAACAAGUGUGACAUUGAGAAGCACAAGAGCUACCACAUCAAGGACGACGCCUACGCCAAGGACGGCUUCAAGAAGUUCUACAAGUACGAGGAGUGCAAGUACGAGGGCUGCGUGUACAGCAAGGCCACCAACCACUUCCACUGCAUCCGUGCCGGCUGCGGCUUCACCUUCACCUCCACCAGCCAGAUGACCUCGCACAAGCGCAAGCACGAGCGGCGCCACAUCCGCUCCUCGGGCGUGCUGGGGCUGCCACCCUCGCUGCUGGGCACCAAGGACACAGAGCACGAGGAGUCGAGCAAUGAUGACCUGGUCGACUUCUCUGCCCUGAGCAGCAAGAACUCCAGCCUGAGCGCCUCCCCCACCAGCCAGCAGUCCUCCGCCUCCCUGGCUGCGGCCACCGCCACCGCCACCGCCGAGGCUGUGCCCAGUGCCACCAAACCUCCCAACAGCAAAAUCUCCGGGCUCCUGUCCCAGGGCCUGCCCGGCUCCAUCCCCCUGGCGCUGGCCCUCUCCAACUCAGGCCUGCCCAGCGCUGCACCCUACUUCCCCAUCCUUCCAGGCCGAGGGAGCGCCUCCCUGUCUGUGGGCACCCCCAGCCUCAUGGGGGCUAUGUCAUCUGGGGCAGCAGCCUCGGCAACCCCUGACAUGCCCGCUCUGGCUGCCUCGGGAGCUGGUGACUCGGCCCCAGCAGCUGCUGCCUCUGUCCCGGUGCCCCCAGCCUCCAUCAUGGAGAGGAUCUCUGCGAGCAAGGGCCUCAUCUCGCCCAUGAUGGCCAGGCUAGCCGCAGCCGCCCUCAAGCCUUCUGCCACCUUUGAUGCAGGUGAGCAGGCUGGGCCCUGCGCAGGAAGCCAGCACUCAUGGACCCGGGAGCUCCCUGGCCUCAGGUUGCAGAGCACAGCGGGGAUAUUUGGAAGAGGAAACGGGCAGCAGGCCACCCCCGCCAGGUUUCCCCCGGUCCCCGUGCAGCAGGAGCCCGGUGAGAACGCUGGCGCCCCAGGUCCCCAGGAGGCCUCCCAGGACCGCAGUUUAGACCUGACUGUGAAGGAGCCCAGUAAUGAAUCAAAUGGCCACGCAGUCCCAGCAAAUUCAUCUCUUUUAUCCUCGCUUAUGAAUAAGAUGUCUCAGGGCAACCCCAACCUCGGCAGCCUGCUGAACAUCAAGACGGAAGCAGAGGGGAGCCCCGCCGUGGAGUCCUCACCCUUCUUAGGCAAGGCUGUGAAGGCGCUCGUUCAGGAGAAGCUGUCAGAGCCCUGGAAGGUGUACCUUCGCAGGUUUGGUACCAAGGACUUCUGUGAUGCCCAGUGUGACUUCCUUCACAAGGCUCACUUCCACUGUGUGGUGGAGGAGUGUGGCGCGCUUUUCAGCACCCUGGACGGGGCCAUCAAGCACGCCAACUUCCACUUCCGGACGGAGGGAGGAGCAGUGAAAGGAAACUCAGAGGCUUCCUUCCCUGCCUCGGCCGCUGAGACCAAACCUUCCUUGGCCCCCUCGUCCCCUCCAGCACCUCCAGUCACCACGGCCACUGUUUCCUCUCUGGAGGGGCCCACUCCCAGCCUGGCCACCGUGCCCUCCACCCCAACCCUGCUCGCCUGGAAGCAGCUGGCUUCCACCAUACCCCAGAUGCCUCAGAUUCCAGCAUCAGUGCCUCACCUGCCCACCUCGCCCUUGGCAACGACUUCUCUAGAAAACGCCAAGCCCCAGGUCAAACCCGGAUUCCUCCAGUUCCAGGAGAACGAUCCUUGCCUCACAACGGACUGCAAGUAUGCCAACAAGUUCCACUUCCACUGUCUCUUUGGGAACUGCAAGUACGUCUGCAAAACUUCUGGCAAGGCCGAGUCCCACUGCCUGGACCACAUCAACCCCAACAACAACCUGGUGAACGUGCGAGACCAGUUUGCUUACUACUCCCUUCAGUGUCUCUGUCCCAACCAGCACUGCGAGUUCCGGAUGCGCGGGCACUACCACUGUCUCCGGACUGGCUGCUACUUUGUGACCAACAUCACCACCAAGCUGCCGUGGCACGUAAAGAAGCAUGAGAAAGCUGAGCGGCGGGCAGCCAACGGGUUCAAGUACUUUACGAAGCGUGAGGAGUGCGGCAGGCUAGGCUGCAAGUACAACCAGGUGAAUAGCCACUUCCACUGCAUCCGGGAGGGCUGCCAGUUCUCCUUCCUCCUCAAGCACCAGAUGACCUCCCACGCCCGGAAACACAUGCGGAGGAUGCUGGGGAAGAACUUCGAUCGCGUGCCACCCUCCCAGGGCCCCGCGAGCCUGAUGGACACUGAGACAGAUGAGUACAUGGAUUACACUGGCUGCAGCCCAGGUGCCAUGUCCUCCGAGUCGUCCACCAUGGACCGAAGCUGCUCCAGCACCCCUGUGGGCAACGAGAGCACCGCAGCAGGCUGCCAGGCUCCUCCUCCUCCUCUUCCUCCUCCUCCUGCUGCCGCUGGUGACGAGGCUGCCUGCGUGGCUCCGCAGCCCCCACUGACCCCAUCCUUCUCACCGGCUGUGCUCCGGGCACCCCUCCCAUCCCUCCCAUGUCUCUUCUCUCCGCCCUGUCUCUCAUACUCUCUGCUCAGUGCCACUCUCGGAGCCACCCGGGGCCUGGCCCACCCCAUCAGCAGCCCGCCCAGCUUCCCGCCUGUCACUGCCACUCCAACUCCAGUAAAAAGUGAUGUCCCCCUAGUUCAGGACGCCGCAGGGAACACCAUCUCCAUGCCGACAGCCUCAGGGGCCAAAAAGCGCUUCUGGAUCAUUGAGGACAUGUCACCGUUUGGCAAGCGGCGCAAGACGGCCUCCUCUCGCAAGAUGCUGGACGAGGGCAUGAUGCUGGAGGGCUUCCAGCGCUUCGACCUCUAUGAGGACUGCAAGGACGCGGCCUGCCAGUUCUCGCUCAAGGUCACCCACUACCACUGCACGCGCGAGAACUGCGGCUACAAGUUCUGCGGGCGCACGCACAUGUACAAGCACGCGCAGCACCACGACCGCGUGGACAACCUCGUGCUGGACGACUUCAAGCGCUUCAAGGCCUCGCUCAGCUGCCACUUCGCCGACUGCCCCUUCUCGGGCACCAGCACGCACUUCCACUGCCUGCGCUGCCGCUUCCGCUGCACCGACAGCACCAAGGUCACCGCGCACCGCAAGCACCACGGCAAGCAGGACGUGAUCAGCGCCGCGGGCUUCUGCCAGUUCAGCUCCAGCGCCGACUGCGCCGUGCCCGACUGCAAGUACAAGCUCAAGUGCUCGCACUUCCACUGCACCUACCCGGGCUGCCGCCACACGGUCGUGGGCAUGUCGCAGAUGGACUCGCACAAGCGCAAGCACGAGAAGCAGGAGCGCGGCGAGCCGCCCGCCGCCUCGCCCGGCCCGGCCGUCAGCCUGGACGGCUCGCUGUCGCUGGGCGCCGAGCCGGGCGGCUCCUUGCUCUUCCUGCAGACGGCCGCGGCCGGCCUGGGCCUGGGGCUGGGCGACGCGGGCGACCCCGGCCCGCCCGACGCCCCCGGGGCCCGCGACGGCCCCGCUGCGCCCGCUCCCGCGCCCGCACCCGCGCUCGGCCCCGCGGCCGGGGAGUCGUCGCAGGAGGACGAGGAGGAGGAGCUGGAGCUGAACGAGGAGGAGGCGGACGACGACGACGACGAGGACGACGACGAGGAGGAUGACGACGAGGACGAGGACGACGACGAGGACCUGCGCACCGACUCAGAGGAGUCGCUGCCCGAGGCGGCGGCGGGCCCGGGGGCGCGGAGCCCGGAGCUGGCGGCCCUGGGUGCCCCCGCGCCCCCCGCGCCCGCCGCCGCCUCGCCCUGACCCCGGGCCGGCCGCCGAGGGGAGGGGGCGGCGCCCCGCUGCCCGGGAUCCUGCCUCUCGAUUCUCUUGUUGUUGUUGUUAAUUUUGUAAGAAAUGGUAUUUAUAUGUAAAGCUUCCCUCUGUACAGAGCUAGGUGUUCGUCGUGGUUCAGCGUCGGGAGGCGCUCCGGCUCUGGGCUCCCCCGCCGCCGGGUGGGCCCGCGGCCCCGCCGGUGCUUCCGGACCCCGAGUCCGUCUCAGGACAGAGGCGGGGGGGCCCCCCUCUGGUGCUCCGGGGCCGCCCUGCGCCCGCCCGCCCGCAGCUUAGCGGCUGGAAGGACAGAGGCUGCCGAACGACCCUUUCCUAGCUGCAGUUGGGGGGUCUUCUUCAGGGAAAUUGAAGGUGCUCUUGUCCGGGGUGGGGACGGGGAGCAGGGGUCCCCGAGGGCGAGGCGGGCGCAGACACCGGGCAGCUGCCCCAAGCGCCCCUCGCCGCGGCCGGAUCCCGGGCCCCACGACCACGCCGGUGGGAUUCCUCAUUGCUCAGGACUGGGACGGGCGCAGGCGGGUCACGGCGACCCCCGCCCCUAACCACCAGAGGCGGGCCGGCACCUGUAGCAUCUGGCGGGCCUCCCACUCAUGCAGCUAAGACCCUCCCUCCUCGCCUGGGGGGAGGGGCGGGGCAGCGGGCGUCAGCACGGGUGACACUACAGGGACCGCGGAGGAAACCUCAUGGAAUUAGCAGAGCCUGGAGCUCCGGUCACUCUGCCCCUGCUGCAGGCUGGCCGGGUACCUGUUCCCGCGGGCUGGAGCCCAGGAGGGCGCACCUCGGCCUGCCUGGUGCCUCCCAGAGCCCAGCCUCGCCCGGUGAAAGGGGGGCUCGGUUCCUCACAAACGGAAGAGCAGCCAGCGCCGGGGUGCUGGGCCCGCAGGGGGUCUCAGCCACCCAGGUGGUGGGAACGGAAAGAUGCGACUGUUUGGGGCUUUAAUAUUCAAAAUGGAAAAAAAUGCGAGAAAGUUGUACAGUAUUUUUCCUGUGAAGGUUAUUAUUCUACAUAGAACAAAAAGGAAAAACAGCAGGCGGGCAGCGAGCGCCCAGACCCGCCUCCGGACCAGCCCUGAGGUUGGAGACCCAGUGCAAUUGCUCACGUGGGCGUGUUUAGCAUUCAGUGUAGAGGCCUUGCCCCUUUGAGGCUGGCUGUCUUUACACUAGCACUGAUGGGAGCUGCGUGAUUCCAACUUUUAACUUGAAUUUUGUAGAGACAAGAAAAAAGGACUAUUACUGUUGAUACAAGUUUGUAGUUAAUUUAACAUUUGAGUUUUUCUCUAUUGGUUAUGCGUGUGGCUUUAUAGGGCUUUUUUUUUUCCAGUUUGUUUUAUUAUUUUGUUUGGGAUGCUUCUUUACUAGUGCAACCCACCCAGAUUUGGUUCCCUUUUCAAAACAUCCCCCCUUCCUGGAGACGAUGAGGUCACUGAAGCCUAGAUGGGGGACACCUGGCAGGCACAUGCCCGGCCAGUGGCUCUGAGGGUGACAGGGACUAAGGGCAGGCUGCCCAACGCUUCUCCUAUUCGCCUUCUCCCCACUCCAGGCUACUAGCCCGUCUCAGGUUGGACCCUGAGAUGCGGCCACAGGGAGAGAGCAAGGCCCAGCCUGGCGGAGAGACAGACCGUCACCUGGAGCCACCUCCCCGCAGAUCUCCGUGGGGAGCCCGACCCCACCCGACCCGCCUGGGGGACAGUGGUUUACUUUUUCUUUUUUCUUUCUUUUUUUUUUGUCCUCUUGGCUGCCCACAGCCAGAAAGCCAGGACCAUCUGAACUGGAGAGGGAGCAGGGAGGGAGGAGUGGUCAGACGGAGUGUACCUGAUUCAACAGGAAACCAGUCGAUUUCUAAAACAGCCCCUGCCAGAGCCUCCCGAACUCUGCGGGCACCACGUGCUGCUGCUGUGCACGCGCCCAGACUCCGUGCCCUCCGCGAACCGCUGAGUCUGUGCAAGGAGUUUUGUAAAGGAAAAAAAACAUUUUUCAAUGUAGCAAAAUCAAACAAAAAAAAGAAAAAAAGAAGACGCCUACAGUGCGAAGUCUAGCCUUUUGUAACCUUCAUAUUGCACACUAGGACUAUAAGCCAUUGCUAGCUCAUUUUGAAUUUUAAUGUGUAAUUUUUUGUUUUAUUUUCUUUCUGUGGGGAAAACAAUGCUUGAUCCACCAAUGCUCUUUUUAAUGUUUUAUAACUAUGUAUGUGUAUAUAUAUAAAUAUAAAAUAAUAUGUAUGCACAUAUGUGUGUGUAUAUAUCUAUAUGUAUAUACAUAUAUAGAUAUAUAGAGAUAUAUAGAGAGGUUUUGAGACAAAAAAAUGCAGAACGUGAGAACCGGACUGAACAGCGUGCGCUCUGAUUACUUGAAUCUGGUCUCCUCGGCACCUGGUUAUUAAGAACUGAAUAUUUUUCCACUUGAAUUUAGUGCUAUUAGAAAUUUAAUAUAUGUGUUUUAUUUAUUUGAUUUUUUUUUUUGCAUGACUGAUGCAAGGUUUGACAUUUUCACUCAAUAAAAACUGGAAAAAAAUCUA